UCUCCUCUCAGGCCGGCUCAGUGAGUUACGAGUUGCGUCCGGGUUCGCCGUACGAGCGAUAACGGGGGCGUCAAUCGAAUCGCGAUUGGGAGAGGAUUCUACCUCGUGCACGCUCUUCCCUCCUUGUCUUUCUCAGCUACAGGCAACAGGUUUGAAUUUAUGGGACAAUAAAGAGUGUGGUGCGUAGUGCGCGUCUCUCUCUCUCUCUCUCCUCUCUCUUUCUCUCUCUGUUUUUCUUUUUUUCUCUUUUUCUUCUUUUACGCAUUUCUUUCCUGCUCUAGAUCGCUCUUUCUCUCCUGUCCCUUCGUUGUGAAAAGAGGAGUGAGCGGCGAAGACUAUCAAACUCUCAUAAAACUGUCAGUCGCGGCCACCGGGCUGACUUAUGUGCGCCCCUUCCUUAGUCGCGGUUGGAGAACCACACGCUUUCAGGUUGAAUCUGCACCUCUCGCGCGACGAGCGCGAUCCCCCAUCGCAGACUUCUUAACGAAAGAUCAGACGUAUGAUCUUUUUCUUCGCGGUCUAGGAAGAAAGAAAAAACGGUCUGAAGUGAACUACUCGAUAGCACCUUCGACUAGACACGAUCCUGCAUUACAAUAUGCAAGUACAGCGAUCCGCACUUGUAAAACGUCCUCUUCUUCCCGAUCAGAAAGAGAUAUGAUACGGAUGAUCGAGCUAAAAUGGAUUCGCAACGGAUGAAAUCGGUGAAGAUACGGUGAUAUUAAUGGGCGAAUCGUUUUCGGUCGAUCAGUAAGGAACAAUCGCGUCUUCGUGUGUGCCGUACAACCCCUUUUCUUUUUCAUCUGUCUUCACCGCGAGGGCUAUACAGUAGGGGGCGCGUGCGCGUGUAGCCCCCCUCGCAAAGCGGACGGAAGACUGCUUCUUGGUGACGUCGCGGCUACGAAGGCUGCAGAGGAGAACGAGAGAGCGAUCGAGAUACUUCUCCCCCACCAACAGUUUCAGGGCUCCCGAAUAUCUCUCCAUUAGCCCCCCUGACGGUGCUAUCCCCUCUCCUUGACCCCUCUCUCGCCCUCUUUCUCUCUCUUACGCACACCCCUCUCAUCGGUUCCUGUCACGUCGGGUAGCAGCCGGGCAACACUACCACACGACGAGCGCCAGCGGCAGCGGAGACUCGACGGAGACGCAAGGAACGGGGUUGAAGAAUCGUACGCCGACGGAGAGACCAAUCAAGGUUUGACGAACGGCAGGGAUUGGUCGAGGCGCUCCUCUGACACGCAGAGAGCGCGGGCACGUGACAAGCUACCGCAUACACCGGCCUUCCGUUGGAUCGCGGCGAGGCCUUCAGUACGAUACCAACCACCCUUCGCGCACGCAACAGGAACGGCAAACUCGCGCGCGGGUACACACUCUUCACCCUUUGCCGUGGUGUCGAGGAGUCUCUGUCGUUGCCGCGAUAUAAAGCCGUCUGUUAAGUGUGCAACACCUGUGACAACACGUUGAAGCGCAAUUAAUCACCGCGUGAAUAAUUUUAAUGCGCGCACAUAUGUGGUUACCUCGUAUGUCAUUUCAUUGAGGAGAGACUUUGCAAGGUCAUCUUCAAUGGGGCACCUCGAUAAGCUGUUCGUUACGCGCUACUGCACGGUGGGCCCACGAGUUCUCUGUAGGUAAUCGCGAGACUCCUGAGGUCGUAAAGAAGCAGAAGACAGUUUUAUAGCCUAGGCCCACGUGGCCCUCAUAAACUUGACUCGCAGGUCGGUUUGAAUUCAGGCUCGACCCGCCUGCCGCCAAACGUCUGUGCUGCCUCUCUUUAUUAGUCCUGAACCCCUCGUUCAUUAUCGAAUCGCUUAGAGACGUGUUUCUCUCGCGUGUAACAGGUCGUGUCAUAGCUGUGAAUCGGUCGACGAACAAGGUGAAGCUUGUCGGAGCAUUCGGAGCACUCUCGGUCACGUGUGUCGCGCGACGAUUCUUGUUAUUGCGAUUCUCGUCAUUGCGGCACGAUGACGGGUUUCUAUACUUAAUGACGACGCUCGUUGUUCAGCCGCCUCAACGCCGCUUGCAUCGAACACAACGUCAGUGUUUUCGUGAAUGACGGAACGUAGACGUGCAAAAUUAUUGCUAUAGUGACGUUGACGGCAGGUGAAGGUACGUGAAAGAAUGAGUUCCUAUCAGUUCGUCAACUCGCUCGCAUCAUGCUACGCGGGUCAACAGCCACAGCAACAGCCAAGACCAACCGCGAAUUCGCCUGGAGAACCGAUGCAGGCCGCAUCCCCGGCCGCUGGCGAUUAUUACAAUCCGAAUGCAGCCUCUACCAGCUAUCCCGCACCCUGUUACUCGCCUCAACAACAUUAUCCCCAGCAUCCUUAUGCCGCACCGGCGUCAAGUAUGCAGCAUGCAGCACCCACUGGGAUGAUAGACUAUACUCAACUGCAACCGCAACCUCGGUUAAAUGCGACCACGACGUCGCAGCAACAUGGUAUGCACGCUCAACAGUCGCAACACCAUCAACCGCAUCAUCCUCAGCAGCAACUUCACGCAGAUCCGACGACGCCUCUUCUGCAAGGUGCCUCAGCACCCUCGGCACCGUCAACGUCCAGUUGCAAAUAUGCUGAUUCGACAUCGUCCACCAGUGUGGCGUCUCCUCAAGAUUUAACCACAUCCACUUCGAGAAAUAGCCCAACGCCCUUAGUGGCACCCGGUACUAGUAAAGCUGCAUCGGGAUUGACUUCACCGCCUGGUAGCUCGUCAAGGUCGUCCGUGGCUGCGUCCGCUGCCUCACCACCCAGCGGUAGUUCGAGGGGCGUCGGCGAGGGAAAUUCAACGCUCACAACAGCAUCUUCCGCUUCGUCGCCCGCUUCCUCCACAUCUAGCACUUCUAGCACGGGUAACAAUUCGUCCAACAAGGGGAACUCUUCUGGUACUAAUCCGCCUCAAAUAUAUCCAUGGAUGAAAAGGGUUCACAUUGGUCAGAGCACGGUGAACGCGAACGGUGAGACGAAACGACAAAGGACCUCGUACACCAGGUAUCAGACGUUGGAGCUGGAGAAAGAGUUUCACUUCAACCGCUAUCUGACGAGGCGGCGUCGCAUCGAGAUCGCGCAUGCUCUCUGUCUUACGGAACGUCAGAUAAAGAUCUGGUUCCAGAAUCGGCGUAUGAAGUGGAAGAAGGAGCACAAGAUGGCGAGCAUGAACAUCGUGCCGUACCACAUGUCGCCGUAUGGGCACCCUUACCAGUUCGCGCCCCACCCCGGCCAGUUCGCUCACUUGGCCACAUAGGACGAGUUCUCGCCCGCCGAGCUCGGAGCACACGCUGUCCGGUUCCCCGGGAUGUACGGCGAGCAGAACUUCUAAAAGGCUUUUUCCGCCUUAGACCCCGCGCGCGCGCGCGCGCUCGUGACUCGCUGUCACUUGUGUGACUCGCCGGGGUCGAGGGAGAGACUUCACUUCCAGUAGGGGACACGUGGUGCGUCGUUCCGCUGAUUCCGCAAUGUGCCGAUGGUUGGAUUGUCGCCGGAGAAGCGAAAGAUCGCAGAUCCUUCUUUCGAAUGUCAAUACCGUACUUAAAUUAUUUACGCGUUUGUCGUCGGUUCGUGCGUUCGUUCAGCUUAGCUAUCGGAAGGAGAUUAACGAAGAGAAGUCUAUCGAGAGACUUCGUACAACGAGUGAAAAGAGAAUAAUCGUUUUCUUCCUGAAGCUAAGCGGAAACAAUCCGUUCUCGCUCGCCUUCGGUCUGCGGACACGCAAAUACUGUCACUGUACGACUUCGAAGUUGAAGGAAAGCCAAAAUUUUCUGCAUAUAUAUCGCCGUACGUCCGACCUAAUAGACUGGACGCGCUCCGAGGGACUCUCAUGCACGUGAUUACAAGAUAUUAAUAAUAAUAAUAAUACGGAUGAGAGGCCACCUCAGCGGGUGAGAUAAAACCGAAUCUCUAAUUUAAGGUGUAGAAAUCAGCGAAAUCUAAGUAAUUAAUUAAUCAAAUAACGAAUUAAUUAUCUUGUCUUGGCUGCACACUGUUUCACGUGAAAUCGAUCACUGAUCGAUCACACUGAUUGGAAACGAAAUUCGAGGAUGUGCUUGUGUAUUUAUUUAUUUGUUUCGUCUUCUAUGCGUCGUUCUCUUAUUUGGCCCUUUCCGAAUGUAUUUGUGGAAAAAGGCUUUGCGAAAGAAUCGAAGUAACUUCAAAAGAAACAUAUUUUCACGUAAAAAUCUCUGUACCAUAGUUUGUAAGAUCGCCUCUAUUAAUACUCGAAUUAUUCUUCACUGGUCUUGAAGGGAGAAGUGACCUUUAGAAAUUCAUAUUGAUUGCGUAUAAAUUAUGCUGGCUUUAAGAAGUAUUCUUAGAAAAUAAGAUACGGCAAUUUUGAUGCGGCAACUACGUUAAUAGAAUAACAACGAGAUAUUCGUACAGCAUAAUUUGCAUGUGAUUCAAAUAAUACGAUUAUUGUAGUUAAUACCUACGGAAUUAAUCGUAGCGACAAAUUUUUACAUCCGUGUAUUUAUAAUAUUUAUGAUAUUAUAAUAUUAUAACAUGAAUAAUAUUUUAUAAUAUUAUAAUAUUUUUUAAAUGCCUGGAUACCUUUUCUCAUCACCUUAUCUCUUCACUCUUUUGUUCUGUUAUGCAAUGUUUGAAAUUAAAAAAAAAGGAUAUUUCCUGAAAUAAAUAAAUCGUUUUUUGAAAUUAAUUUUUUGUGUCACGCGAGUUGCAUUUGUUUGGUUCUAGAAUACUAUUUUAUUAAUGAAACGGUGGACAGCUACGACCUUGCAUCUUUUUGUACAUAAUUUACAGCAUAAUGUAACCAAUGUCUCCCUGGAGCAGCCACGUUGUUCCUAUAUUGUCGAUUGUAGGGAAAUCUCGCGCAGAACUUACUAUAUUCAUUUUAUUCUACCGCAUCAAGCAUUUUAUCGCAAAGAUUGAUACAACAGAUGGACUACUAUUGUUUCUCGCGCAUCGACUAUAGUAACUUUAAUCCACAUAGGAACUUAUUAGUUUCCAUAACCAUAGUUUUAAAAAAGUCCGAGCUAUUAAAUAAAUAAAUAAAAAAAUAAUAAUAAUAAAAGGAAAUGUUUUGUGCGGUCGAACGGGAUAAAUGACCCCGGAUGCAUUACGAGUAUGUCUGACUUGGAUGGUGCAAUGUAUGUGCAUGUAGCGCUGAAUAUCUGACGCAAAAUUACAUGCACGUGCUGCCUGAUUACGCGUAUUUAUCGGCGCAGGAUAUACAUAAAUGUAUGGUUGAAUGUAACGAGAGAAACGUAUUACCCCGCAUCUCACUCAAUAAGAAAGAUUCAAGAAAAAAAAAAGGAUUAGGUAUCAAUUAGUUAACCGGGAAACGAGCGCAAAUGUGUAAACUAAUUAGCUAGUAUUCGAGUAAUUGAUUAUCUUGUGAUACGACGAAGAAGAAAUGCAGUCGCUCUAAUGCUUAUUGAAUUGUCAUAACCGCGCGUUACGCGAUGCAAAUUCGGAAGAAUACAGGGAAUUUAGUAUGUGUGUAUGUUGUUCGAGAUUCUAAGUGGUACAAGCGAGAGAAAACAAAUAAAGAAGAGACCUUCUAGCUAGGCUAGUAUUGAAUUGUACAUAAUUAUUAAAUAUAUAACGCGAUGUCGAACGAGACGUUAUCAUUGUACGAGGCGUUAACGAAAGAGCCAUCUCUUUUGUCGCAUUAAAUCAUAAAUUAAAAAAAAAAUUAUAUUAUCUAUAAUCUUAAACAAAGAAUUACUCACGACUAUACAAUAUUUUGCAUUCAAUUAAUUUGAAACGGAUUAAUUUUGUAACUGUAUUUGUAUCCGUUAUUCAGAAUGUACAAACAAUUAUUUGUUACUAACAAGAAUGUCUGGAGUUACCGUCAGGAUAACACCGUCACGUAAUUCUUUUUCGUUAUCGCCUGGUACGCUAUAUGGAUAUUUAAAUAAAGCAUAGUGAGCAUUAUUAUAUUAUUAUUAUUAUUAAUAUUAUUAUUAUGAUCAUUAUUAUUAUUGAAACUCUUGAUAUUAUCUUUAUUAUUGUAUUAAGAGUAAAUCUGUUGCUUAUGAUUUGGUCGAGUGUUAAUAUUGUAUUUUAUUUGUUUCGUUAUUAUUAUUUUUUUGUUGUUUACGCCGCGUGUCGUACAACACGUCCCGUACCUAUGAAUGAUGUGCACAAAUAAUGCAAGAUUUGCAUUACUCUUUUACACGAGAUCCAUUGCGGGAUACGUAGCCGUGCUAUCUCGAUGCUUAUCGAAAAUCGAUUCAGAGUCGUUCGUAGCCAGUGCCCGCAGUUUGACGAAGUAAGAGACGGAAUGGAAACUGCAGAUAUUUACUAUUUAUUCGUCAGGUGCAAAGAAAUGCGUUCUCUCCAAGUUAAAUUAAGCUCAAGUAUUACGUUCGCGUAGCGUCACUCAAAUGUUAUUUCAUUCCAUGUAAUAUACGUAAAAUAGCCUAACUAAAAAUAUUUACUUAUUACAUCUACGUAACCUAGAGCACCGUACGUGUAAGAUCCGUAUAAUUAAAUAUAAUUUAAAUUGUAAUUAUUAAAUGGUAUGACGUACAGAAAUCA
This is a messenger RNA of Solenopsis invicta (red fire ant), 6485 nucleotides long. RefSeq names its product homeotic protein Sex combs reduced (gene Scr). Gene Ontology annotation, molecular function: DNA-binding transcription factor activity, RNA polymerase II-specific; RNA polymerase II cis-regulatory region sequence-specific DNA binding. Lineage: Eukaryota; Metazoa; Arthropoda; Insecta; Hymenoptera; Formicidae. Gene Ontology annotation, cellular component: nucleus. The transcript has 2 exons. Gene Ontology annotation, biological process: regulation of transcription by RNA polymerase II; anterior/posterior pattern specification. The coding region runs from base 2113 to 3231 and encodes 372 amino acids. The record is from RefSeq and is a predicted model, not a curated record.